This is a messenger RNA of Schizophyllum commune H4-8, 2055 nucleotides long. RefSeq names its product phosphoglycerate kinase. The transcript is spliced from 3 exons. Gene Ontology annotation, molecular function: ADP binding; phosphoglycerate kinase activity; ATP binding. Lineage: Eukaryota; Fungi; Basidiomycota; Agaricomycetes; Agaricales; Schizophyllaceae. Bases 437 to 1690 code for a protein of 417 amino acids. Gene Ontology annotation, biological process: gluconeogenesis; glycolytic process. The record is from RefSeq and is a predicted model, not a curated record. Gene Ontology annotation, cellular component: cytosol.
CCUCUGCGCGCCGCCCGUCUUGACGCGUUCGGGGUUCACAUAUGGCUGGACGCGCUCCUUCUUUGCUUGCUGCUUGCCUGCAUCUUCAGCCACGCCACCAUCUGUGGUACCCUCCGUCGUCGCCUUGGAUUCUGGUGGCGAUGUGGGUGUCUGCUGGAAGUCGAGGCCGAGCGAGUUCGGUGCGUCCUGCGGUUCUGCCAUGGCGGCAGGGGGACUAUUGCGGGACUGGAUGGACUGGACUGGAUGAAUACGAGCGUGCGGUAGGCACGGUCAAGACUCGUCUUCGCGGUCGACGGCGGUCGGGGCAGCUGCACGACCAAUGCACCACAUCAUCGAAUCGCCCGCCAUCGGCCGGCCCAGGCCGCGGGCCGGUCCGUCUCCGGGGCGGUAUAAGAGGCGCGCCAGCUGCUCCGUCGCUAUCCUCAGAAAAACAAACAUGUCGCUCUCCAACAAGCUCGCCAUCACCGACCUCGACCUCAAGGGCAAGCGCGUCCUCAUCCGCGUCGACUUCAACGUCCCCAUCCAGGAGGGCAAGAUCACCAACCCCGCGCGCAUCGUCGCCGCCCUCCCCACCAUCAAGUAUGCCAUCGAGAAUGGCGCUUCCAAGAUCGUCCUCAUGUCCCACCUUGGCCGCCCCGAUGGCAAGGUGAUCGAGAAGUACUCGCUCAAGCCCGUCGCGGCCGAGCUCGAGAAGCAGCUCUCGAAACCCGUCAUCUUCGCCUCGGACUGUGUCGGCCCUGAGGUUGAGGCGACCGUUGCCAACGCACCCACUGGCUCCGUCAUCCUCCUCGAGAACCUUCGCUUCCACAUCGAGGAGGAGGGUUCCGUCAAGAACAAGGACGGCACGAAGACCAAGGCUGACCCCGCUGCGGUCGCCGCUUUCCGCGAGGGCCUUACCAAGCUCGGCGAUGUGUACGUGAACGACGCCUUCGGCACUGCACACCGUGCGCACUCGUCGAUGGUCGGUGUCAAGCUGCCGCAGCGUGCUUCUGGCUUCCUCGUCAAGAAGGAGCUCGAGUACUUCGCCAAGGCGCUUGAGCACCCCGAGCGUCCCUUCCUCGCCAUCCUCGGCGGCGCGAAGGUCUCGGACAAGAUCCAGCUGAUCGAGAACAUGCUCGACAAGGUCGACUCUCUCAUCAUCGGCGGCGGUAUGGCCUUCACCUUUAAGAAGACCCUCGAGAACGUCUCCAUCGGCAACUCCCUCUUUGACGAGGCCGGCUCCCAAAAGGUCGCCGCCCUCAUCGAGAAGGCCAAGGCCAAGAACAUCAAGAUCACCUUCCCCACCGAUUUCGUCACCGCCGACAAGUUCGACAAGGACGCCAAGGUCGGCUACGCCACCCAGGAGGAGGGCAUCCCCGAGGGUUGGAUGGGUCUCGAUGCGGGACCCAAGUCGCGCGAGGCGUUCCGCAAGACGGUGCUCGAGGCGAAGACCAUCCUCUGGAACGGUCCCCCGGGUGUCUUCGAGUUCGACGCGUUCGCCGAGGGCUCGAAGGCGCUGCUCGAGGCAACCGUUGAGGCUGCCGCGAAGGGCGCCACCGUCAUCGUCGGCGGCGGUGACACGGCGACGGUGGUUGCGAAGUACGGCGCGGAGAGCAAGCUGAGCCACGUCUCCACCGGCGGCGGUGCGUCGCUCGAGCUGCUCGAGGGCAAGACCCUCCCUGGUGUCGCCGAGCUCUCCGAGAAGCAGUGACUGAGCUGCGAGAAGCAACCGAAGCUGUGAGGGAGCGCGCGACCCACUUAUUCUUAUUCAACCAUAGACGCUGGGUGCACGCAUAGACGGGAAGAUAAUCACAAUGUUGUACGAUGUACUAAUGAGAAGCUAAAAUGUACUUGUGUGGAAACAUCAUCUUUCGCAGCUGCUUGAGGUCGUGGAGGAAGUCGCUUCGAGUUCAACCGCUGUGGAUGGGAUGGGGACCCGUCGAGGUCAGUACGUACCCUCUCGACGCUCACCGCUUGUAAUAGGAAUACCGAUCUUCGCCAAGGUCCGCCGAGUAUGUAUAGAUAUGUAUUCAAGCAGGGACUCCGCCGGCACCAAGUGUGCUCGAUCUUCGCCCA